AUGGAGCCCAGGGUGAUCUGCGUCUUGGUGUUGGCGUGUGUGCUGACCCUCAGCUCCCUGGCCCAGGGCAAGCUCGAGACGUGUGUGGUGGCCCCCCACCACAGAACAAACUGUGGCGUUCCGGGUAUCACGCCUUCCCAGUGUAAAGCCAAAGGCUGCUGUUUCGACAACACUGUUCGUGGAGUCCCGUGGUGCUUCCACCCUGUGGCCGUGGACAACACUAUUGACGGUAUGGCCAGGGAGGCUCUGUGGGGUCUGAAGGUGUAG
Messenger RNA from Neomonachus schauinslandi (Hawaiian monk seal), 267 nucleotides. It is a transcript of the gene TFF1, whose product is annotated as trefoil factor 1. Gene Ontology annotation, biological process: maintenance of gastrointestinal epithelium. The coding region runs from base 1 to 267 and encodes 88 amino acids. The transcript is spliced from 2 exons. Lineage: Eukaryota; Metazoa; Chordata; Mammalia; Carnivora; Phocidae. The record is from RefSeq and is a predicted model, not a curated record.